AUGGCGAUUCGUAUUCGGCUUCUGCGAUUUGUUGCGAUGACCUCUGUGUUAUUGUUGUUUAUCGACUUGUUUCUGUCCAUAUCCACCAGCAACAAGAAUGAAGCUAGCGCGACACUCCAGGAGGUGGGCCGCUCGUCUGUCAAGCAAGUCGCUUCCCAGGAACACAAGUGGAACAUCAAGACUACGGCUGCGUGGUUAUCAGGCAAGCAGAGAGCAUUUCAUCGACAGUCUGCGGCAAGAAGACGCAUGACUUUGCGUGAGAAGCUGCGAGAAGACUUUCCUUACGACGUCAGAAGCGUCUUUCCUGCCUUCAUCUGGCAGACCUGGAAAGUUGGACCAGACCACAAGGACUUUGAUGAAAACUUGAAAGGUCACAUGUCGACAUGGACAGAGCAGCAUCCGCAUUAUACUCAUGAGAUCAUUACAGAUGAUGUGUCGCGACUGCUCAUGCAUCACCUGUUUGCCAAGACGCCGGAGGUGGUCGAGGCGUAUGAUGCGAUGCCCCACGCCGUAUUGAAAGCAGACCUCUUUCGGUACGCCAUUUUGCUCGCGCGCGGAGGCACGUAUACCGACGUCGACACCAGAUGCUUGAAACCAAUUUGGGAAUGGGUGCCGCCUCAUUUUCCAAAUGAUACUUUCGGACUCGUGGUUGGCAUUGAAGCAGAUACGCAUGAGGACAAUUGGCAGAGGCGACUAGCUCGACCACUGCAGAUUACGCAGUGGACGAUCAAAGCGAAAUCAGGCCAUGCUGCUCUCGUAGACGUCGUCGCCAGUAUCACUGAAGCAAUACUCGUCCUUAAGCGACAAGGUCUGGCUGCAUCGAUUCAAUCAGCGCAAGUCGAGGACACGACUGGGCCUGGUUUGUGGACAGAUGUUGUUUUUCGUCACCUCGGCUCGGAUGAGUCUGAAAAGAGUCUACAAGGCAUCUCGGGAGGAGCGAUCAACUGGCGAGAAAAGCUGACGGGCACAAAGGAACAGCGCCAGUUCGGAGACGUCAUUGUGCUGCCCAUCACAAGCUUCUCGCCCGGGCUGGGGUCGAUGGGGUCGAAGCCAGCCAGCGAUGACAUGGCGAUGGUACAACACCACUUCCAUGGGAGUUGGAGAAAUCAGACUGGGUGGAAGAGCAUCGCGUCUGAUGAUGCGGCGCCAAACCCCGAAUGA
Messenger RNA from Protomyces lactucae-debilis, 1161 nucleotides. RefSeq names its product nucleotide-diphospho-sugar transferase. The coding region runs from base 1 to 1161 and encodes 386 amino acids. NCBI's taxonomy places the organism in Eukaryota, Fungi, Ascomycota, Taphrinomycetes, Taphrinales, Protomycetaceae. The transcript has a single exon. Gene Ontology annotation, biological process: protein N-linked glycosylation. Gene Ontology annotation, cellular component: mannan polymerase complex. Gene Ontology annotation, molecular function: alpha-1,6-mannosyltransferase activity. The record is from RefSeq and is a predicted model, not a curated record.